Molecule: messenger RNA, 4407 nt
Organism: Durusdinium trenchii
Lineage: Eukaryota; Dinophyceae; Suessiales; Symbiodiniaceae
Source: the annotation of a GenBank genome assembly
AUGCGGAAACCCCUUCACGACCGCAACGCUCGACCGGUCCGAAACGAAACGAAGUUCGCGUUCUCGUCGGUUCGCAUCGAGCGAGGCAGUUGCCGCGCCUGUGGAUUAGUGGAUGUGGAUCGCAGCAUCGCGAUCUCGUGGUCCAUCUUCCCACCGAUCCCGGUACCUGGAUACAGUGUGAGCUACUACUGUGCGCCCAAGAAGAAGGUGCCCUGGGAGAAGUCCGAGGAGGUGGAUGCCGUUUUGGAAGAUUGUGGCUUCAGUGAGGAAAUCAGUGAGAGCGAUAAGGAAAAAUGCCAACAACAAGCAAAGGCUCCCGCCCUGCGGGCGACCUACCUGGGCAUCCCUGCUGCGUACAUGCGUCAGAUGGCCAUGUGUGGCCGAUGCACCGUUUGUUCUGCCUUCAGCAAGGUCCAAGCGCUGUGGGCCAAGAUCAAAGCAGCUGUACGGAAGGUCAUUGGGUGGUUGAAGGAUGUGAAGCGCAGCGUCUUUGGCUACGAGUAUGCGCCCGACUUUGUUCGACAGCAGAUGCAAGAACGCUUCGACAGCUUCUUCCCUCCGGAUCAUGUCGGAAGUUCCUUGGCGGAAAUCUGCGAGUCGCAAGCGGAGGAAGGAUGGGAGACCGAAGCAGAGGGCUAUCAUGAGAAGUUGGUGGAAAAGGCACUGCGAGAUCACUUCUCCGACAAGUCACCUGAAGAGGUGGAGCAACACCUGUCCCUGCUGGAGCGUCAUGUGGAAGAUGUAGAGCAACAUGAAGAGGACUUGCUGCAAAAAGCAAAGAAAGACUUCAUUUCACAAACUCAGAGGAUGCAGCAGAUGGCUGAGCUCCGGCUACCGGACAUGCUUCAGAACAAGGAUUGUAGGGAUGCUCUUCAAACCGCAGGCAGUACACUCCUGAUUUCCUUGUCGGUCUCCUUCCCAAACAUCGCAGCUGCCAUCUUGAACGCCGCGCUGCUGAACUUGGCUGGAGCUCUUUAUGCCUUGAUUCCCUCCGUCAGCCUUUCGGCUUUGCCCAAGGGAUUUCAACACUUGGGGUCCAUGGAGCUUUGUAUGCAGGCCAUGGACAAGCAGCGGCAACCGUAUUUGGAUGGUUGUACACAUGAGCAGCCCUUCAUGGCUUGCACUGCCCGAACCUAUCAGCGACUCAUGGAGAAGGCCUUGAGUGAGAAAUGGUGGCCCUUGAUGCACAAUGCAGAAGGAACCUUUGGUUCGAUCGACUUCGGGUACAACUAUGAUGAGCUCAUGAACUCCCUUCGCUGCACUUCCAAAGGAAGCUGUUUGGAAAAGGCCUUUGAUAAGCUGGGCGAGGAUGACUUGAAAGGCAUUUUGGAGAACAGCAGUGCCAGCGAAGCUGAACGGUUCAAUGAGCUUCAAUGUGCCAUGAUUGCCAACCGAGUAGAUGCGGAGGACACGGGCAAGGACCAGUUGCCAGUCUUCUCAGACAAGAUUUGGGCGGCUGCACUGAAGUCCCAUGGGAAAACGAUCAAUUUUGAUCCCAUGUACACCAGACCGUGCGUCGAUGUCUUGCCCUAUGUGGUGGCCUAUUGCGCGGCAGAUCUCAAGUGUUUGGACCCAGAGUCCGUGGGCGGCAAGGGCUUCUUUGACCUGGACGAUGUGAACGUGGCACAGUUACAAGCGGAAGAGAAGGUGAAACCCCUGAUGCAAAGACCCAAGGAGAUGCUUGGGAAGAUCGAAGAGAUGUGGCAGGAGCUGGUUGAAGGAGAGUUUGAUGACAUGAAACCGCAAGAGGAUGCACUUCAGUGGAGCAUGCUUUGGCGCAUGGCCAAUGUGAGUCAUCAGGCUGGUCUCAUUUCCACGUGGCCGGAGAUUCUGGAUGCCUCGCGUGGCAAACGAGAGAUCAACUGGACCAGCACCCGGCUGCACUGGGAGAAGGCGCUCUUCGUGUCAUUGCUGAGGCUUCAGAUCCGAGAUUGGCGUUCAGAGGGUCCAGAGCAUUUCCAUGACCGGCAUCCCUUGUCGCAGGUCGUUCUCGGUUUGCAGGACAUUUAUGAGACGAAAUUCUGCUCGCCUGGAGCUUUGGGUGGCUUGAAGGAUGAACAUUUGAAGCGGCUGGGUGUGACCGAUAUCACGUCACUGGCGAUUCAUCAGAUGGACAAGGAUUCCACUGUGGAAGCUAUGUGGAAAAAUUGGAUGGUCUUACAAGUGAAAGUGAAUUGGAGGACCACACAGAGCUCACGGAUCAAGAGAUUCAAAGAUGCACUGACAGCCGGCGCUUGCAGCUGUAUGUGUUAUGAAGCCUGCGGAACGUUGCACCCUUCAGCUGUUGCACAGUGUCAGGCCCUGGGAAAGAGCGAGAAGUCCAGCAGAAAGGUUCCUCCGAAGAUUAAAGUCAGUCAGGUUGUCAUGGAUUUGGUCACCCGACCCGACAUGAAGCGCUUUGAGAAUGUGGAGUUGCAGGUGCUCAAGAAGUCCACACCAGGUGGCUGUGAGCAUCGACUGUCGAUGUGGGGGCGCUAUUUGUGGCCUCCGUUGGAAGGCUUCAUCGCCCGAUGUGAUGUCCCGGAGUAUUUCCAACAGAGCGAAGAGCUGGACUUCAAGAUCACCCUCUGGUCAGAUCCCCACCGAGCGGAGGAGGUCUACGGUUGGCCCGACUUUGUGUCGACACAUCGGCCGGUGACCGAAUGGCUGGGCGAUGACUUUGAGCAGUGGUCCGGAGCUCUGACCGCUGCGAGACUCUCUCGCUUCGCUCUGACCACUGUGCCGCCGAAAAAGGAGGAGCGAUCCGAAACCGGAGAAGAUGAGAAGCGGACCUCCGAGCCGGCGCCGCGGUCCUCUGAGGCCUGGGACUUUCGGUGGCCAGCGAAGCGGCCACGAGGAGUGCUUGCUGAGCGAGAGAGUUUGGAUUCCGCCUCAUCCGGAGAAGAGCUCUUUGAGGGCUUCCGACGAAGUGAGGUGGUCCGAUUGUUGAAGCAGGCCUUGUCUGACCUCGGCUUCAAGGCUGCUCGUGAGGCCUUGGAACUGGAGUCAGGACCGUCGCAAGAAGAGGCCGUGGCUGGAUUGAGGCAAGAGAUUCUUGCCGGUCACUGGGAUGAGGCGCUUCACAUGGCGCGCUACGUGGAUCCGGAUGCAGGGGUACCUCUACGACGGCUGCUCUUGGAGCAAAAAUGCUUGGAGCUGCACGAGAAGGGUCACUUGGAGGCAGCCCUAGAAGUUUUCCAAGAGAUUGCAGAUUCAGACAGCGCCAUGGAAGGUCUCCAGGUGAUGAUCCAGGCCAAAGCAGAUGCCCGAGACCGACACGCGCUGCUGGAGAAAGUGGAAGCAUUACUGCCGGAGCUCCCACCGCGGCGUCUUCCUGAGCUCCUCUGGCAAGCUGUCAGGUAUCAGCACCUCCAUUGCCUCUAUGCAGAUUUGGACCCUACUCUCAUGUCAACGGUCCCUGGCCUGAUCAAGAAUUACUCCUAUUCGCCGCCACCGCUGCCCACACACUGCGUGGGGAGGCUGGAUCACCAUCGCGAUGAGGUCAUGUUCGUCUCCCGCAAGAUGUCCAGCCCAUUGGGCGUCCUCUCCAGACAGCUGGGCCUGGCGGCAGUACCAGUGCCGCCCUCCUCCUGGGGCUCGAAGUAUCGCGUGGCCAUUGUGGGUGGUGGUUCAGCUGGGGUGUCUGUCGCCUCGCAGCUCUGUCGAAAAUUUCCCGGUUUACACGACCAGAUCGCGGUGAUCGAACCCAGGGAUCAGCAUCUUUACAUGCCCUACUGGACCAUGGUGGGUGGUCUCGGACUGGAUGUCCAAAACUCUGCUCAUCCAAUGGAGAAAGUGAUGCCCACUCACGUCCAAUGGAUCAAGGAAAAGUGCUUAUCCUUUCAGCCGGAGCAGAACAAGCUGACUUUGGCUGGUGGUCACGAGAUUGAAUACGACUUUCUGGUCGUCGCCGCUGGACUGCAGCAGAACUUCCACCUGGUGCCAGGACUCAAGGAGACGAUGGGCAAGAACAGUGUCGCAUCCAUCUAUUCCUUCGAUUAUUCUCCGGCGGUGUGGCAAAACAUUUUGGGCCUCAACAAAGGAAAGGCCAUCUUCACCAAUCCUGCUACCGCGGUGAAUUGUGGUGGGGCACCUCAAAAGAUCGCCUAUCUGGCCGAAGCCAAGUGGAGAAAACGAGGAGUUCGCCAGAAUAUUGACAUCGAAUUCAUCACAGCGACUCCAGGCAUCUUCGCGUGUCCAGAGUACAAGAUCGCCUUGGAAAAGCAAAUGGCACAGAAAGGCAUCACGCCGUCAGUGAAGACGAACCUGGUGGAAGUGGAUGGUGAUAGAAAGAUCGCGGUCUUUGAACAAGAAGGUGGCGAAGUGAUCACCAAAGAGUUCGACUUUUUGCACGUGACGCCGCCCAUGAGCGCCCCAGACUUCGUGAAGUCUCUUGGAGAAAACACCAGUGGAGGCCAUCGCUAUUAG